Molecule: messenger RNA, 2792 nt
Organism: Drosophila obscura
Lineage: Eukaryota; Metazoa; Arthropoda; Insecta; Diptera; Drosophilidae
Product: endoplasmic reticulum metallopeptidase 1-like
Exons: 11
Coding region: 50-2686 (878 amino acids)
Biological process (GO): proteolysis
Molecular function (GO): metalloexopeptidase activity
Source: RefSeq, a predicted model, not a curated record
UUUAGUCCCAUUCUGGAGAAGUUCUGAGCUGCAGUGCCAGACAAUUGAAAUGGGUGACACGGACAAACCUCAGGUUUCAUAUGAGCGUAUCGAAGAUGGAGUCGACUCGAAACCGCAGGAGUAUAGGAAAAAACUGGAGCAAAACUCCACAGGUCCCUGGUAUUUUGCCAGUAAUUUCCUUCUGUUCUGGGCGCUGCUCUUCUUAGCCGUAGUGGUGCCUCUCUUGUACCGGCUGCCCGUAGCCAACACCAUCGAGGAUGCCUCAAAGGGAGGAUUCAUUGCGGAGCGCGCCUACGACAACCUUUACGAAUUUGACAAAAUCGGACCCAAAGUGACAGGCAGCGAUGCAAAUGAGAACAAAACCGUGCAAUUCCUACUCAAAGAACUAGCCCUGAUUCAGCAGAGUGUCCUUGAUGACUACUUUGACAUGGAAAUUGACGUGCAAGUUACUUCCGGCUCAUAUCUAAAAUCUGAAAUAAUCUACAUGUAUCGAGCGGUGCAGAAUGUUAUUGUAAAACUCAGCCCUAAGAACAGCACCAGCGACACCUACCUCCUGGUCAACAGUCACUUUGAUUCGAAGCCGACCAGUCCCUCUGCUGGCGAUGCGGGCCACAUGGUCGUUACGAUCCUUGAGGUGCUGCGAGUGAUGUCCACCACUAAACAGACAUUCGAGCAUCCAAUUGUGUUUCUUAUCAACGGAGCUGAGGAGAAAUCGCUGCUUGCUGCCCAUGGCUUCAUCUCCCACAAAUGGGCUACGUUCUGCAAGGUUGUUUUAAAUCUGGAUGCAGCUGGCAGUGGGGGACGCGAGAUUCUUUUCCAGACUGGACCCAACCACCCUUGGCUCGUAGACAGCUACAAGAAGAAUGCUAAGCAUCCAUUUGCCACCACCAUGGCUGAGGAAAUCUUUCAAACGGGUCUCCUACCGUCGGACACGGAUUUCCGCAUUUUCACUCAAUAUGCCGACCUCAUAGGUCUGGACCUGGGACAGUGCUUCAAUGGUUACGUUUAUCACACAAGGUACGACCGCAUUGACGUCAUUCCGCGCACUUCUCUUCAGAACACUGGUGACAAUGUACUUGGUCUUGUCCGAGGUCUGUCCAAUGCCACAGAACUGCGUAACCUAAAUGCAUACUCAGAGGGACAUGCCGUCUUCUUUGAUGUCUUAGGGCUGUACUUCGUCAGCUACUCGGAGAGCAAUGGCAUAAUCUUCAACUAUGCCGUGGCUGGAGCUACCAUUGUCCUGAUCUUUGUGUCCUUGUGGCGCACCGCAAGCGCGUCCAAUGUCUUCACCGGACACGUCGUCGGCUGGUUCAUUCUGAUUCUCGUACUCCAGGUCAUUGCCUUGCUGCUUGGCCUGGGACUGCCCGUGGUGGUUGCGUAUUUGUUCGACAAGUACGGCCUCUCCCUCACCUACUACAGCACUCCAGCACUGCUGAUCGGCCUGUACGUGUGCCCGAGUCUCAUCGGUCUCAGUUUGCCCUCCUUCAUCUACUUGAAGCUGCAACGGGAUGACAAGGUUUCCUUUGCCAAACAACUGCAGCUGGUGCUCCACGGACACGCCACAAUCCUGGCCCUCCUCGGCUUUGGACUAACUCUCUAUGGCCUGCGAACAGCCUACGUGGUCACGUGGACUCUCGUCUUCUACAUUAUUCCCCUGGCCAUCAAUCUUCUCACGACUCUGCACGAUCGCGGCUUCGCCUGGACGGGUGUCCUGAAAGCCUUCCAAGUCAUCCCGUUCCUGUACAACAGCUAUCUCUUCUACACAUUCGUUGUGGUGCUCACCCCCAUGAUGGGUCGCUUUGGCUUGUCCACCAAUCCAGACUUGAUUGUUUCCGCCUUGACUGCAUUGGGCACAAUAUUCUCGUUGGGUUUUUUGGUUCUGCUUGUGCAUAUUUCUCGGCGCUCCAGUCUCAUUUUCCUCGGCCUGCUGGCUGUGACUGCCUUAACUGUAUACACUGCCUCAUCCACGCAAAUCGGGUUCCCCUACCGUCCCAAGACCAACGUGGAGCGUGUCCACUACUUGCAAGCGCGUCGCGUGUUCUACGAGUACGAUGGAACAGUCAGCAAGGACGAGUCCGGAUACGUGUUCGAUUUCCAGGAUCGUCGUGGAGCAGCUCCACUGAUGGGAACCAAGGUGAACCUUACUGGUUUGGUCAGCAUGAAAUCGGACUGCGAGAAGUACAUGAUGUGUGGGGUUCCCCUCAACUACAAAAGCACUGAGAGCAGCCGCGUUAAUGGAAUGUGGUUGCCGCGUGAGCAGCCCAUCGAGACACCAUCGGUGCCUGUUUUGGAGCUGCUAAGCAAGACUGUGCUGGCGGAUAACAAAACCGUACGAUUCGAGUUUAAUUUGACUUCUCCGGAUCAGACGAGUCUCUUAAUCCAGCCGUACGAAGACGUGACCGUUAGCAACUGGUCGUUCCUGCUCAGUCUGUUGGAGAGUAAAACGUCCAGUAGCAGUCCGUUCUGCAUUAACAUCUCGUAUGGAAUUGACAGCUCUCCACUAAACUUUUUCAUAGAACUCACGAAACCCAAUGGCGACUUCAAGGUACCCCUCUUCAAGAUCGGCGUAUCGUCGCUUUUUAUACACAGCAAAGGGGACGCCUUGAGUCUGAAAUUAGCAGCAUCGUUCCCAUCCUUUGCGGUGGCCAUCCAGUUUCCGGCAAUGUAUCAAAGAUACAUUUAUUAAUUUAUCUGAAAUGCAAAUUUUUAAUGAACAAAUAAUUGUGUCCGAGAAAAUUCGUUCAACUAUGAUGCCUUCAAACCCGAUAGGCCAAAUAUGAAAUAUAUACAUA